AAAAGCUGAUUCAGUGACGUGUAUUUCCUGCGACAAGGCUCACCAAAACAAAGCGUGGGCGGAAACAGCUUUGUAACUCUGUUGAAAUCGAUAUUAACAUGUUAAAAUGCCCAUUUGCUGGCUUAUCAGCGAGGAGGGCAAUCAUAAACCCAUUGCCCUGCCUCACUUGCAGACCGUUGUCCUGGGUCGAGGUCCAGAGACGACUAUUAAAGACAAAAAAUGCUCUCGGCACCAAGUUGAAUUGAAAGCAGAAUGCAACAAAGGUUAUGUCAAAGUUAGACAGCUGGGCUUGAACCCAACAGCCAUAGACUCUGUUGUGGUGGGUAAGGACAGUGUGGUCAAAAUGAAGGCCGGACAGAAGCUUCAUAUUGUCAACCAGCUCUACCCAUACACUGUACAGUUCAAGGAGGACACCACCGGGGACCACAGGGGCAACAAAAGACCCCGAGAGCUGGCUUCAGAGGACAUAAAGAGCCACAGAGAGGCUGCAGAUGUGAAAGAAGACAAACAAACAGAAAAGACCUCUUUGCCAGUCAGCCUGGGAGAAAAUGUAAAAAACAAAGAAAGUUUUGGACAUUGGAGCCAAGGUCUGAAUACCUCAAUGCAAGACCCAAAGAUGCAGGUGUAUAAGGAUGAAAAAGUAGUAGUCAUUAAAGAUAAAUACCCCAAAGCUCGCUACCACUGGUUGGUCCUCCCGUGGCAGAUCAUUUCCAGCCUGAAGGCCUUACGAGAGGAGCACUGCGUUCUGGUGAAACACAUGCAGCAAGUCGCUGAGCAGAUGGUUCAACAAUGCCCAGAUGCUACAUCGUUACGCUUCCGAACAGGGUACCAUGCCAUCCCCAGUAUGAAUCAACUACACCUGCAUGUGAUCAGCCAAGACUUCGACUCCGCUUGUUUGAAGAACAAAAAACAUUGGAACUCAUUCACAACUGACUAUUUCAUGGACUCCGAAGAUGUCAUUCAGAUGCUUGAAACAAAUGGGAGAGUAACUGUCAAACAAGGAACCAGUGAGUUAUUGAAACUACCGCUCUGCUGUCACAUCUGUCGUAAAGAGCUUCCAACCAUACCAGCACUAAAGGAGCAUCUGAAGUCUCACUUCCCAAGAUAAGAAAGGGACGUCAAAGAAAACAGCUGCCUCAGUUGAUAAGUUCAUUCAAAUCUGUAGUUCGUUAGGCAUUUUUUUAUAAGAUAUAUCUCUAGGUGACUGGAGGACUAUGUUGUAGCCACAUUUGCAUUUUCAACUAGAAGGACACAUGGUUCACACAUAAUCCUUUGCACACAAGAGAUGGACAAACCAACAGAACAAAUUAAACCCAAACUCAACAAAAACAUGAUUUCCUAUUGAUUUCUUUGCAGAUUUAAGAAAAAUGUGAAAAUCCACAUUUGUUUUUAUGUUAGAUCUCAUUGUUUUUCCCCCGCAAGUCUUUGGUGUAGAAAAUGCCAAGAUAUUGUAUCCAUUGUUUCAACAUUUCAUAUGUUUAAAUAUGUUAAGUAUUAAAAGUUUUCUAAAAACCAAAUAAAAAGUUUUACUUUU
This is a messenger RNA of Eleginops maclovinus (Patagonian blennie), 1534 nucleotides long. RefSeq names its product aprataxin (gene aptx). Gene Ontology annotation, molecular function: single-strand break-containing DNA binding; protein binding; DNA 5'-adenosine monophosphate hydrolase activity. The transcript is spliced from 7 exons. Gene Ontology annotation, cellular component: nucleus. The coding region runs from base 107 to 1108 and encodes 333 amino acids. Gene Ontology annotation, biological process: single strand break repair. NCBI's taxonomy places the organism in Eukaryota, Metazoa, Chordata, Actinopteri, Perciformes, Eleginopidae. The record is from RefSeq and is a predicted model, not a curated record.